GGUGAUUUUGUGCAGUACCGCUCAACUGAAACUAGCGCAGUACUAAUCAUGUGCUCAAACCGGUAGAAAUUAACAAAAAACUGUGGGAGUGUACGAUAGAAUUUGGUUCAAAAGUUGAUUAAAAGGACCCAAAUAGGACGUUAUGGGCCUCGGCUACAAACUAACCUUCGUCUCAUUGGCAUCGGUCUUGGCCGCAGUGGGAGCAUAUUUCUAUCAAAAAAAGAAGAAAGAAAUCCUCAUCAUCCCAUGGAGAUGGGAAGAAAUUGGGAAACUAACCAGACUGAAUCUCUACCCAUUAAAAAGCGGUCAUAGAAUCGAACUCAGUCAAGCAGAAUGCACGGAGUUUGGAUUGAGACAAACGAAAGAUGAUGAGGAGGUGUUUCAGCUCAGAGAUAGAUGCUUGGUAGUGUACUCAGAGAGCGACAAUGAAUUCCGUACUGCCAGAACCUACCCCAAGAUGGUACUCAUAGAUGUUUCAGUGCACGAUGAUAAGUACCUAGCAGUCGAUGCACCCACCAUGAGAACAUUGUAUGUUAAGAUUCCCAAUUCUCAAGACAACAAGAAUACUUUAGUUAGAUUGCACAAAGGGGAAGAAAUCUUUGCUAUUGAUUGCGGAGACGAAGCUGCAUCUUGGUUUUCAAGAUACAUUUUGGAGAAAGAUAAUGGUUUGAGGUUAGGAUUUCACGAUGCAAGUAGAGGACGGGACAUAACAAAAACGCACAAGAACAUUUUGGAUUACUAUAUUAAUUUAUCCAAUUACUCAACAGGACUGUACUCUGACUUAACUGCAAUCCUUCUGGUCAACCAAGCCUCUAUUCGCGAUUUGAACAAAAGAAUAAACAAGUCUACUGUUUCGGUAGACAAUUUCCGUCCCAACGUCAUUGUGGACGGCCCUUGCUUGGAACCAUACGCAGAGGACCAAUGGGAGUGGAUCAAAAUUGGAGACGUGGUACUACGUAAUGUCAAAGAGUGUACAAGAUGUAUUAUGACAACUAUCGAUCCAGAAAAUGCUUCCAGAAGUAGCGAUAGAGAGCCACUAAAAACACUAGAAACAUACCGUUUAAGUAAUGGUCCAAGCAGCCUACCAACCAUGGGAAUCAACUGCGAAACUAGAAAGUCUGGAUUAAUUAAGGUUGGCGACCCUGUAUAUAUCCCUAAAAGCGAUUGAGAAUGAAUUUAAUAAAAUAUUUUAAACGAAAAAGGAAACGUGGUAGUAUCUGUAAGAAAUUUUAAAUCUCUGCAGAUUAGCUAGGAUAUAAAACAUGAUCUGUAAUAUAUUUUAGAAUUCUUAAUUUAUAUAUAUUUUUUGUUCAUUUUAACAGUGAAAAUGUAGGUACUUAAUUUUAUUGCAGCCUUUUAUAAUAUACAAACUUUCAUUUUUUUUCUGACUUAUAUAUAUAAAUUUUGUUUUUUUUAGAAAUCAUCAAUUUCAGAUUAACUCUUAGACAUCAUAUAGAUGUAAUAAUAUAUUUUGUUGUUCCUAAUAUUGAUUAUUAUUGUUGAAAUGUAAUGUGAAAUAAGCUAAUACGAUAUUUUAUUUAAAUAAAACUAUUGUCUUAA
Messenger RNA from Sitophilus oryzae (rice weevil), 1560 nucleotides. RefSeq names its product mitochondrial amidoxime reducing component 2-like. Lineage: Eukaryota; Metazoa; Arthropoda; Insecta; Coleoptera; Curculionidae. Bases 143 to 1168 code for a protein of 341 amino acids. The record is from RefSeq and is a predicted model, not a curated record. Gene Ontology annotation, molecular function: pyridoxal phosphate binding; catalytic activity; molybdenum ion binding. The transcript has 7 exons.